Messenger RNA from Saccoglossus kowalevskii, 1539 nucleotides. RefSeq names its product NXPE family member 1-like. NCBI's taxonomy places the organism in Eukaryota, Metazoa, Hemichordata, Enteropneusta, Harrimaniidae. The record is from RefSeq and is a predicted model, not a curated record.
AUGUACCAUUUCACAUAUAAGGAGAGAAUUCCUAAUAUUUCAACAAAUGGAAAUCGAGUGAUAGAGAAUACAUCAUUUGUACAGCGAUUUGCAUGGAACUGGACAUGGGGAGAAGUUGGCAGUAUGGGCGUAACAAAUGUGUCGUAUUCUGUGGUUGAUAUGUUGUCCAAUGCAUCAAAUGUUUACAUUGGAGAUAUAAUUCACUUGGAUAUAUAUGCUAAAGAUAGUCAUGGUAGACAGCGCGUACUCGGUGGUGAUUACUGGAGGGCAAUGAUGGUAAAUCGUAAGAUGGAAGCAGCUACAUUGGGUAAAAUCGUGGACCACGAUAAUGGUUCUUACAGCAUUCGAUUUUAUGCAGCUUGGUCUGGUCGUGCAGACAUAGAAAUAUCUCUCAUACACACACGGGAAGCUGUACGAUUUUUGCGAAAGGAAUAUCAAGGAAUAGGGGUCGUGCAUUGGAAGGCAGUUUACGCAAAUGACAGUCUGAACGAGACAGUUACGUGUAUUCUAAAGCGUGAGGGAAGUUGGGACAAAAUGUGUGAGAUCAGGAGAAAAGAAUUCGGAAGAACUAUUUUGUUGUGUGAUGUACCAAAACAGUUGACGUGUAGUGAUAUGCAGUAUUUCCACUCGGGACCAAAUGUCUAUGAUGAGUAUAUAUUUAAUGAUUAUCAAAAAGAGUUAUUUGCAAAGUCAGAAGCCAGUAUUCAAAAUAUAACGUUGAAUAUCAAAGAUUCAACACAGCGAAAUGGUAAUGUGGAGACAGCUUUCUACAUUGACGACAAAUUGCAGCAUCGGAAACAUUUGCUGUCCGAUGGUGUUUGGUUCAAUGGAUCUUGGUAUAGUUACUGGCAGGAAAAUAGAAAUUUUGAUCGAUUUUCUUCUUUGAAGUGUCUGUCUAAUUUCACAAAUGUGUAUCUACUAGGCGAUUCCACAACCAGACAAUGGUUCCUGAGUUUGAAUCAGUUUCUAGGUAUUAAGUACGAUGAUAUAACAUGGGACCCGCAUUUUAAACCCAAUUCAUGUAACGAUAAAAUACAAACCCGUGGUCUGAGCAAGCAUGGUCAUUUAACUUUGCAGUUCUUCUUUCAUCCAUUUCCUUUGGGGCAAUUGUGCUUUGUGCCGCAAAGCUAUAUGGUUGAAGAUGACGUCAUCCGCAUAGCGACAUGCAGAAGUGUUAUAGUUUUUGGUUUGUGGGCGCAUUAUCUAAUGUGGACAGAAGACUCAUUUGAAGAAAGACUCCAGUAUGUAAAAGCUUCUCUGUGGCAUUUUUAUCAAAGAUGCCCGGAGUCUAGGAUAAUUGUCCGUGGUUCACAUGUCUUGAGCGAUGGUCAAUGGCGAAAGAAUAUGGCGAAUAGCGACGUGCUUCUAUUGGACCUUAAUCGAAUAAUCAAAAAAGUGUUUAAUGUAGAAUGGGUACACUUUCUGGACACGUGGGAUUUAAAUCGGGCGUAUUUGCAUACGCACGAAGUGCACAUGCCUAACAGUGUUGUUGCAGAGGAAAUUAAGUUAUUACUUUCGUAUAUAUGUGUUACUAAUUAA